Molecule: messenger RNA, 1392 nt
Organism: Kazachstania africana CBS 2517
Lineage: Eukaryota; Fungi; Ascomycota; Saccharomycetes; Saccharomycetales; Saccharomycetaceae
Gene: CBF5
Product: pseudouridine synthase CBF5
Exons: 1
Coding region: 1-1392 (463 amino acids)
Biological process (GO): rRNA pseudouridine synthesis; box H/ACA sno(s)RNA 3'-end processing; mRNA pseudouridine synthesis
Cellular component (GO): box H/ACA snoRNP complex
Molecular function (GO): pseudouridine synthase activity; RNA binding
Source: RefSeq, a predicted model, not a curated record
AUGGCUCAAGAAUUUGUUAUUAAGCCAGAAGAUGCUGGUGCAUCUGCUAACACAUCUGAAUGGCCUUUAUUAUUGAAGGACUAUGAUAAACUUUUAGUUAGAAGUGGUCAUUACACUCCAAUCCCAGCGGGCGCAUCGCCAUUAAAGAGAGAUUUAAAAUCUUACAUCAGUUCCGGUGUUAUAAAUUUAGAUAAACCAUCUAACCCAUCUUCUCACGAAGUUGUUGCCUGGAUCAAAAGAAUCUUACGUUGUGAAAAGACUGGUCACUCUGGUACUUUAGAUCCAAAAGUUACUGGUUGUUUGAUUGUCUGUGUCGACAGAGCUACCAGAUUAGUCAAAUCCCAACAAGGUGCUGGUAAAGAGUAUGUUUGUAUCGUUAGAUUACAUGAAGCUUUAAAGGACGAAAAAGAUUUGGGUAGAUCUUUAGAAAAUUUAACAGGUGCUCUUUUCCAAAGACCACCAUUAAUCUCUGCCGUUAAGCGUCAACUUCGUGUUCGUACCAUUUACGAUUCCAACUUAAUUGAAUUCGACAACAAGAGAGGUUUAGGUGUUUUCUGGGCAUCUUGUGAAGCUGGUACUUAUAUGCGUACCCUUUGUGUUCAUUUAGGUAUGUUAUUAGGUGUUGGUGGUCACAUGCAAGAAUUACGUCGUGUGAGAUCUGGUGCUUUAUCUGAAAAUGAUAACAUGGUUACAUUACACGAUGUUAUGGAUGCUCAAUGGGUUUAUGACAACACCAGAGAUGAAUCAUACUUAAGAAAGAUCGUUCAACCAUUAGAAACUUUACUAGUUGGUUACAAGAGAAUAGUGGUCAAGGAUUCCGCUGUUAACGCCGUCUGUUACGGUGCCAAAUUAAUGAUUCCAGGUUUAUUACGUUACGAAGAAGGUAUUGAAUUAUAUGAUGAAGUUGUUUUAAUCACAACAAAGGGUGAAGCCAUCGCUGUUGCCAUUGCACAAAUGUCAACUGUUGACUUAGCUACCUGUGAUCACGGUGUUGUCGCCAGAGUUAAGAGAUGUAUCAUGGAAAGAGAUUUAUAUCCAAGAAGAUGGGGUCUUGGUCCAGUUGCUCAAAAGAAGAAACAAAUGAAGGCUGAUGGUAAAUUAGACAAGUUUGGUCGUGUCAACGAAAAUACCCCAGAAGACUGGAAGAAGAGCUACGUUCCAUUGGACAACGCUGAAACUGCUGCUCCAGUUGCUACUAAAGAUGAAAGUCCAUUAAUCAAGGAAGUUGAACCAAAGACUGAAGAAAAGAAGGAAGAGAAGAAAGAAGAAAAGAAGGAAAAGAAGGAGAAGAAGGAAAAGAAGGAUAAGAAGGAUAAGAAAGAAAAGAAGGAGAAAAAGAGAAAGGCUGAAGAUGAUGGUGAAGAAAAGAAGAAGAAGAAGUCUAAAAAAUGA